AUGGGGCCGACGGAGACCCUUUAUGAUCUUCGGGUCGUUUGUUGUGGCAGCAUGUCUGAUCAUAUUGGGUGGACGUCCGAGAUUGUGGGAAGAUUUGUGACUGAUCCGGAGAAGGCCAAGAAUGUCACGAUUGCAUUGGCGGUGUCCAGCAUCUAUGCGGUUGAUUUCUCGAUCAAUGUUGUGCAAGCUUGCUGCCGCAGUUUAAUUGUGGAUACCCUACCGAUUCCAUUACAGCAGGCUGGAUCUGCCUGGGCGGGCCGGAUGUGUGCCAUCGGCCAAUUGAUCAGUUAUGUCAUUGGAUCCAUCGACACCGUCAGUAUUUUUGGAAGUCUGCUGGGCGACACGCAAUUCAAACAGAUGACGGUCAUUGCGGCCAUGUCUUUGCUCCUUGCCGUCGCUGUGACUUCGUAUUCUGUCAAGGAACGAGUCUUGAUCUCCGCAAGAGACUCCGAUGGCAAGGGAGGCGCCAUUCAGGCGAUCUCGCAGCUGUUUAAAACGAUCAUGGAACUUCCGCCGCGUAUCCAAGCCAUUUGCUGGGCCCAAUUCUGGGCAUGGAUCGGAUGGUUUCCCUUUUUGUUUUACAGCACGACGUGGGUGGGUGAGACAUAUUUCCGCUACGAGGUCUCAAAGGACCAAUUCACCAAGACCACCGACAUGCUUGGCGAAGUUGGCCGUAUCGGCAGUCUGUCCCUGACGGUCUUUUCGUCCAUCACAUUCUUAAGCUCUGUGCUGCUGCCGUUUUGCAUCCAAUCCCCCGAAACAAAGCGUACGCGCUUCACUCCCCGUCCUCCCCCGGGCAUCGCUGCGAUCCUCAAGAAAUUCACCGCCGUCCGACCCGACCUCCAAACCGCAUGGUUUCUCUCUCAGAUCAUGUUUGCCGCCACUAUGGUCUUUGCGCCGCUCGCCCACUCCCGGGCGUUUGCGACCAUCCUGGUUGCCCUCUGCGGUAUUCCCUGGGCCAUCAGUGGGUGGGCCCCCUUUGCAUUCAUGGGAGUUGAAAUCAACAAGUUGACCAUGAACGGUGGCGCUCCCGGCACACCGGCGCUGGCCGCACAAGCCACCCGCUCCGGUGUGACCAUGAUCACCUCUGCCAGCCUGCGCAAUUCCGCCGCAGACACCGAGCUGGAGGUUCUUCGCUUGAACCACCGCGACAUGGACAGCGAUACGGACGAGGAAGAUCCAGUCUCCAACAUUCCCUCCACGGGCGAACUGGCAGGGAUCUACCUGGGGGUGUUGAAUGUGUACACCACCCUUCCCCAAUUCGUGGGCACAUUCAUCAGCUGGAUUGUGUUUAGCUUGCUGGAGCCGGGGGCACCCCCGGCCAAGGACAGCGACGCUUCAGAUACGCAGUGGAUGAAUCUGGACCGGGACAAGCCGAACGCCAUCUCGAUCUGCCUGUUUAUCGGCGCAAUCAGUGCCCUGGUUGCGGCGGAGGCGACUCGACGCUUACGGUAUGUUCCUUGA
Messenger RNA from Penicillium oxalicum, 1464 nucleotides. RefSeq names its product putative sucrose transporter. Gene Ontology annotation, molecular function: sucrose:proton symporter activity. Lineage: Eukaryota; Fungi; Ascomycota; Eurotiomycetes; Eurotiales; Aspergillaceae. The transcript has 6 exons. Gene Ontology annotation, cellular component: membrane. The record is from RefSeq and is a predicted model, not a curated record. Bases 1 to 1464 code for a protein of 487 amino acids.